Molecule: messenger RNA, 3542 nt
Organism: Lineus longissimus
Lineage: Eukaryota; Metazoa; Nemertea; Pilidiophora; Heteronemertea; Lineidae
Product: ankyrin-3-like
Exons: 2
Coding region: 860-2149 (429 amino acids)
Biological process (GO): intracellular signal transduction
Molecular function (GO): protein binding
Source: RefSeq, a predicted model, not a curated record
CCAAUUUGCCGCUGCUUGCUAUUCUAAAAGAAACGAGCCAGGGACUGGAUGACUUUGUUUUCUCUGGUAUUCGUGUCCUCAUCAGGGGGAAAGGCCAUUCCAUCAAACACACAACCCUAUCCACACGUUCAGCGUUGGGUAAAGAUUAUAAAGAAGCGAGUCAGAGCAGAGCGCCUUUUGCAGCAAUGCUUCAAGGACUCGACGCCAGUCCUACUUCGAUAAUUAGUGACGUGAGGGAGUGUACCUCUCUGUUGCAAUAGCUGUCUCUGUCGCAAAAUGGUGGAAGGAAUUGUCUAGCCUUGUUCGCAUUCUUGAUUUGAGGAGCAGGCGGACGAUGGACCUUUGAUUCGAUUUUGAGUGAGUUUUGGGAGGACCAGAUGGACAAAAUUAUUAGCUGCACACGAAAUGUUUUCCAGUUUAGCUCUCGUGAUCGAGGCAGAGGAAUCAAGACAGGAAAAUGUAAACGAUAGAUAGACCGUCACGUGUUUUCUUCUGAACCUGCUUAGUGAAGAACUUGAUGAAUACCCUAGGCUGACUGCAGACUGUCGCAUAUUUAGAUGAUUUUUCUUUCUUUCUACAAAUGACUGCCGGUGGUGAUGAGCGCGUUAACCCACCUCUGGACUCGUACUGGGCACGAGACAUACAAUCGAAGGAGGACAGUCAGCUUGUCGGUGUAGCCAUAUAUACUUGUACCUCAAGACAGUUGCAGGCGCUUGGCUUUAAAGGGAAUUCAAGAUAAGGUCAAGGAGUAUACCGUUUUGUUAAACUGCCACUGAUUGUCUGUGGGAUGUAUUAGUGUGCGCCCUAUAUGUGAGUACCAACGCAUCAUUUCUGCGUUUGAGCCAUUAGCGCCGCCAGCAUGGCGACUCCUAACCAUCGCGACCGGAACAAUCUUGAUCCGGAUGUGAAACUCGUAAACCUCGAAAUCUAUGACGCAAUUAAGGAGAAACAUCUCGUCAAGCUGAUCGACUUGCACCAAAAUAAGAAAGCCCGUCCAAAUUUCAACGAACCAUUUGGCCCUGAGGUUCGGGAUGACUGCAAUUGGGGUAUGUACCCUUUGCAUCUCGCUUGCAAAUUAGGACAUCUGGAAAUUGUCCGGUUUCUUCUGAGCAUAAACUGUGACGUGAAUGCCAAAACGACUUUUAUUCAUCGCUCACCGUUGAAUUAUACUGUGAGGAAGGGGCACAUGGCUUGCUUUCAAGUCAUCCUUGACGCCGGUGCCAACAUUGAUGAUCGUGACGUCACAGGAAGUACCUGCUGCCAUUAUGCUGCGACGGCCGGGCACAGUCGGAUGAUAGACAUUCUGAUUGGUCGCGGUGCAAAUGUUGAUAUUCGAGACGUCAGGUUUAAGACGCCACUGAUGAAAGCUGUGGUAAACGGUUACUUGGACGGCGUGAAUAAAUUCAUAAAAGCAGGUUGUCAAGUGGAUGCGCAAAACACUGAAGGCGACACAGCUCUCCACAUCGCAGUCCGCUUGGGCGAAAUUCAAAUCUUAGAACGUCUGCUGAAGACAGGCACGGACACUGACCCGAUCAACCGCAGCGGGUACACACCUCUUAUGGACGCCAUCAUCUACGGACAGACGGACUCGGCCUGCAUGCUUAUACACGCUGGUUGCGACUUAAACAAGCAGGAGCCGAAAGGGGGCAAUACUGUCUUGCAUAUGGCGGCCAUUCGCGGAAAUGACGUCAUGGUGAGGAUUUUGAUGGAAGCUGGUUGUCGGCAAGACAUCUUCAACAACAAUGGGGAAUCGGCUGCCUAUUAUCCAAUCUAUAAAAACGAAGUCGACAUGGUCAAAGUCCUGGCAAAGUGCAACUACAACUUGGACAUUCCCGCCAUUUCAAAACCUGGGUUCGACGUGCCAGAGAUUUCGCUUUACCAGAUUGCAGUUGAAAGAAACCACUGGGGGAUUUGCUGGCUUCUUCGCGAAGUGAAUUGCGGGUACAGUUACACGCACCCUGGUGGCGGCGAGGCGAAGGAUAAGUCUGGUUAUCAUGGCAACGUGCGAGGCUUUAAUACGUCGCUGAAGCAAUUGUGUCGCAAGAGCAUCAGGAACGCACUCGGCCACAAGCUAGCGUCAGUUACUGAUGACCUCCCCUUGCCAACAGUCCUAAAGGAAUACAUUCUACUCAAGGACAUCAUUCCGUAAGAUCUGAUAGACAUCACGCCAUCUACGAAUACCAUCAACGGACUAUGCCUUCAAGAAAGAAAUCGAACAUCUGCAUCUUUUUGCUUCAUAGCCGGGUCACACUAUAUGACCGACCUCCCUGGUCACGCGUUCUUAUAGUACAAGGAUGCUCUGCACAUGUCAUCGGUAGUUAAUCCCCUUCCUCCCCCCCCCCCCCCCCCCCCGGCUAUGUUCCUUCUCGUUGCUUCAUACCCACAGGCCAUUUUCGUAAACCAUUUUUGUGCUCAUGUUCGUAUCACAUGUUGUGGUAGAGACGGAUGUAAAUUCAGAGAGAUUUGUUGCUUGCCGGACUACGAUCGGAAGAAGGUCAUUAUCUUGUUUUGUCCGAUGAGUGUGACUAUCGUCUACUGGACUAUAUUAUCAUUUUUUUACAGACUUUAGACAUUCCCCUCAAAAUGCUGUGGCAAAUCUCUCAACCCAUACAUCCAUGUGUAAUCGGAUUUCUCCUCGGGAGAUCGGACAGGACCGUAGUUUGCUGGACAGACUUCGGAUCGUCUCAGUCUGAAGGGUACUGUAGCCUCUGUCUAUUUAAUUUGUCAUUGAGCUCUCAACGAAAGCCGUGAUAAAUUUUUGAUGAAACAUGCCAAUUUAUCGGCGAUGUGCAACAAUCCUCAGGUUACUGACUCCGUGAAGGACUGACACCGACGCACAACGCCGGUACCGGUAGACAGCCGUGUGUACUGAAAAAAAACUCCAUAGCUGGGAGUGAAGUCAUUUCCAAACUACUGAUAUUAACUAUGAUCGACAAGUCUAUACAAGGAGUUGGUAUUCACGGUAAUUGAAAUAUUUUGUGCGUUGUUCAUUAUGUAUUCAAAAGUUAAAAUAUCCAGCUGCGCUGGUCUUCAGUAUCAUAGAACACGAUUGUAUUUAUGGCCAUUUUAGUACAAUAUGGAUUAUUUUUGCACUUAGUAUUGUAACUAAUGCAUGUUAGGUCAAGCGUCUUUGAGACAAGGGUUUCCUCAAGAGGAGAGAUUUAUCUCAAUGCGGGUGUUCCACCAGCUCUCGACAUGUUCCUGUCACCUCCCGGUACGUUGCCGAACUCACUGCAUGAGAGUUCCCGUCAACUCCCAACAAGAUCCUGUCACCUUCCCCGACACUUCCCGUCCUCCCUACAUGGGGGUUCCUGUCGUCUCCCAAUAAAUUCCCAUCACCGGUUCGAGAAGCCGAUGAAACACCCGCGUACUAACGGAGGUAGUGAGUGCAUGGGCGUUACCAGUCGUCAAAGAGAGCAGUGACGUUAUGGUGACUGAGCGCUACCAAUAUUUUGCAUGUCGGCUCGCAUAUGCUAGUGCACACUACUUAGUCUCCGACCUCCAAUACUUGAAAUGAUAAAGAUAAGAUAUUUAUUUUAAAA